Molecule: messenger RNA, 1548 nt
Organism: Leptopilina heterotoma
Lineage: Eukaryota; Metazoa; Arthropoda; Insecta; Hymenoptera; Figitidae
Gene: Ak1
Product: adenylate kinase isoenzyme 1
Exons: 6
Coding region: 521-1099 (192 amino acids)
Biological process (GO): nucleoside triphosphate biosynthetic process
Cellular component (GO): cytosol; cytoplasm
Molecular function (GO): AMP kinase activity; ATP binding
Source: RefSeq, a predicted model, not a curated record
CGCAUGAUCAGGCGCAAACACAAGUGCAAUAAUAUUAUACAACUGAAACUACCUGUUCUUUUGGUUUUAUGUAAGAUCUUUUGGGAAACGAAUUCAUUGACAACAACAGUGAGCGACGAGAAUAGAAAAUCAAAGAAAAAAUUAAUCUGCUCCAGAUUUUGUUUCCGCAAUUUAAUGGCAAUUUAACCCUGAACUAUAAGACGCGAUUGCGCAGUUUCAUCAAUCGUUUAAUUUUCACCGCAAACUAGUAUCAAAAUAUUGAAUCGAUUCAUUCGAAUCACAGAGAAACGAAACUGCUUUUAUAUUGUUUAAAACAAAUAUUUCUAAAAUAAUUAAUAACAUCUUUAAUAACAGUUUUUGAGUUAUUAAAAUAGUGCAUUUCUACAAGUGCAGUUGCAUUUUGCACAGGAUCGAUUAAACUUUUCUGUAACAACUUCUUUUGAAUAAUUGCAAAUCAAAAACUUGGUGGGAGCCAAAUACCUUUUUAAGUGACGGUAUCGAAAGAAAUCCAAUAAUCAAUAUGAAAACAGUGUGGGUGAUCGGUGGUCCGGGUUGUGGAAAGGGAACGCAAUGUGAUAAAAUGAUUGAAAAAUAUGGAUUUAUUCAUCUCAGCAGUGGCGAUCUUUUGCGAGAGGAAGUUGCCAGUGGAAGUCCCCGUGGUGCCGAAUUACAGGAUCUCAUGUCUAAGGGCCUCUUCGUUCCCACUGAAAUUGUAUUGCAAUUGAUAAAAGAUCGAAUGACCAAGGCGAAGGAAGAAAAUCCAUCAGCGUCCGGUUUUCUAAUUGAUGGUUAUCCUCGUGAAAAGGAUCAGGGCAUUCAAUUUGAAAAAGACGUGUGUCCAGUUGACCUUAUUUUUUUCUUUGACGUCGCUAAUGAGACUCUUCAGAAGCGAUUAAUGGGACGUGCUGCAGCUGCCGCUACACAAAGAGCCGACGAUAACGCAGAAACUAUAAAAAAGAGAAUUGAAAUUUUCAAUGAAAAAAAUGGCGAAAUUGUCAAUCACUUUAAACCCAAAGUUUGUCACAUAAAUGCCGAAGGCGCAGUGGAUGAAAUUUUCGCUCAAGUAACAAACGCACUAGAUCAAAUUUUAGCAGCAUAAUUUUUUUGUUUUAAAUUCAAAGAAUAAUUUUACGCUUUCACAAUUGAAGAUUAAAAAAUGAUAUUAGAACAGUUGCCGGUAAACUGUUCCUGUUUUAUUUACUUUUCAAAUUCUAAGAGUUUUAUCAAGUAUUUUAAAAAUGUUACACAGUAUUUUAACUGAAAAAUUUCAGUAUUAAUGAUUAAUUAAUAGUCACAAAUAUUUCGCACAAGGCCUAAGUAUUAUUUGAGAAUACAACUUUUUUCUAGCUUGACCAAUUUCUAGCUAAUAUUGUAUUUCUAUAUAGUCGAUUGCAAUUUCUCUUUUCUUUAAACAUUUUAGUGAGAAAAUUGCACUUGAAUCAAAAGAAAAAUUUUGAAACAAAAACAGAAAUAUAUUUUUGAUGAAAAAUACGAAAGAGAAGCCUAAGAAAUGUAUUUACUAUUAAAAUAAAUAUUUGCAAAAAUCAA